AUACCCAGCAGCAUGGCCAUGGACGCCCUCUCCUUCCAGGAAUACAUCUGCUCCCUGGACUCCACCACCCUGCCCCGCAUCCUCAGGAUUUGCUCUGGUGUCUACUUCCAAGGGUCCGUGUAUGAGAUCUCAGGCAAUGAAUGCUGCUUGUCAACGGGUGACCUGCUGAAAGUCACAGCUGUGGAGCUGCUGAAGGUUGUUUGUGAGGACAUGGAGACCGGGCAGACAACGGAGCUGCCACCGACGUUUAAGGGUCUUUUCCAGCCUGCCCCAGCCCCAGGGCCAUCCCCGGCAUCACGGGGACCCUUCCCGGAGGGCAGGAGGCAGCGGGGUCUGACGCUGCACCAGGUGCUGGGGCGAAGGGAGAGGUGGCCACAGCCCCUGCUGUGCCCCACCAUCAGCCCCCACGCCCUGCUCCUGCGCCCCAUCUACGAGGUGCACGCCAUCAUGCACCUGCGCCGGGACGUGGUGAAGGUCCCCUCCACGCUGGAGGUGGAAGUGGAGGAUGUCACGGAGGCGGCGCGGCACACCCGCUUCGCCCGGCCGCUGCUGCUGAGCGAGGUGCUGGCGAUGGAGGACGCGCUGCCGGCCCGGGCCCAGGUCCUGGACGCUCCGGCCGGUCCCGCCGUCUUCGGGAGCACCUGGGAGCGGCGGCUGCGGCGGGGGCAGCGGCUGCUGCUCCACGGCCGCUCCCGCGCCUGGCGGGUCCUGGCCUCGGCCCCCGGCACCGGCCGCCAUUUCCUGCUGUCCAGCGCCUACCGGGGCCGGUUCCGGCAGCGGCCCCGGCAGUUCGCGGGGGUGCGGGAGCUGGCGGCCGCCCUGCAGCCCGGCCGGCGGCUGCGCGUCGUGACGACGCGGGACUGCGAGGGCCGCGGGCGGGACGUGCCCCCGCUCGGCGUGGGAGACCGGCUGGAGGCGCGGGGGCUGCGGGGGAACGGCCCCGGCGCCCGGCUGCUCUGCCGCCGCCUCAGCGGGGGGCAGCAGGAGGAGGAGGAGGAGGAGGAGGAGGAAGGAGAGGAGCUGCUGCUGCCGCUGGACCUGGGCGGCGGGUUCGUGGAGGAGGCGUGCGACAGCAAGAAGUACGGGCUGGCGGAGCUGCUGGAGCGGCGGGCGCUGCCCUGCGAGGUGCGGGUGGCCGCCCCCGACCCGGCGCUGGAGCGGGACGCGCUGGGCUCCCUGCCCGCCCUGCGGCUGCAGGCCCGGCUGGACCAGCCCUUCCUGGUGGGCAGCUUCUGCGAGGAGCCGGGGGAGGGCUUCGAGAUCCCGCCGCGCUGGCUGGACUUCUCGCUGCUGCUGAGCGAAGAGCCCGUCCGCCCCCCGGCCCCCUGCACCCGCCGCUCCCGGGUGGAAGAGCUGACCGAGACUUUCUACUACCGGCUGCUGGCCCAGCUGCCCGGCGGCGCGGCCCCGCCGCCCCCGCGACCCCCCAAACCGGCGCAGGCAGGGACCGGCCCCGGGGAGAGGCACCCCUCGGCCCCCCGCCCCCCGCCGCCGAGCGCCCGCCCGGCUCCGCCGCUCCCGGCCCUGCCUCGACCCGCCAGCCCCAGCCCGUGUCGCCGGCGGGGACCCCCCGGGGAUGCAGGCACAGAGAGCAGCAGCGCUGAACAUGAUUACGAAACCGUUGAUGGCAACAUUCAAAAGACAAUUCGCAAAAUGCAGGCAAUUUUUCCUUUCUAGUCCUCUGGUUUCUGGAAGCCAGCCAGCCUCCAAAUACUCUAUGACACUGGUUAAUUCCAGAGGCUAAAUACAGCCUUGGGGAUCCACAGCGCAACCUCCAACUGCCUUGAUCCUGCAGAAAGGUACCCACUUUCCUCAAAGGCAAACAGCUCGCAUGCCAUCAGGACAGACCCAGGCACAGAAUAAAUCCCCUUUGUUGUGCCGUGGGCUGUGUCCUCAGAUGUCACCCAUGGGUCUCUAUGACAGCACCAGACCAGCACACAGCUGGGCAGCCACCACGAUGCCACUGAGAUGCCAGCCCCGGGCCCUGAGACACAGAUCUCACUCUGUUCCACUGCAUUACCACAGUGUCUGGGCUGGGAUUACAGAUGCUUCCAGCCAGAGACACUUUGGGACCAGCAUGUCCAGACACUGUUGGACAUGUGGGGUGGGAUGGGGUUCGGAGGAGACAUGACAACGUACUUCACCCGGUGCCAUUAAGCCCCAACUAGGACUCAAACCACUGAGUAACACGUUUUUACAGUUGCAUGUCAGAAUGUAGAAGCUGCUUCUUUUUUUUUUUUUUUCCUUUUCUUCAAGUACAGCCAAACACGCUGCUCACUCUGACCUAAUUUCUCACCAAGGUUGUAGAAACAUUGUAAAAAUGUUGUGGCUUUAGGUUUUGCUGGUUUUCUCAUCCAUUUUUAACUGUCCUUUCAACUGGAAGCAACAUCUGUCCCAGACCUCCAUGGUCCCCUCCUGCUUGCGAGUGUGCUUGUCACACUCUUGCAGCUUCUUGGCACUGCACUCACAGCAUUGGAUGGCAAAAAUAAUCUGAAAACCAAGUAAGGACCAAAGUUCAACUCUUCUUUUCCUGGAAGUCUAGCAAAACCUCAGACAAAGACCUCAUAGUCCUGAUGUACAUGAAGGGAAAAGAGCUGAUGAGGGGAGAACUUCACACUGAAAGCAAGCAGGUGUUUCACUCCUGCAUCACAUACUGCACUUCUCUCAAAUCAGAGCUGGAAAAUAAACUUUAAAUUUCAUUUAAGAUCAAA
Molecule: messenger RNA, 2711 nt
Organism: Tyto alba (common barn owl)
Lineage: Eukaryota; Metazoa; Chordata; Aves; Strigiformes; Tytonidae
Gene: THEMIS2
Product: thymocyte selection associated family member 2
Exons: 5
Coding region: 13-1677 (554 amino acids)
Biological process (GO): T cell receptor signaling pathway
Source: RefSeq, a predicted model, not a curated record